This is a messenger RNA of Xyrichtys novacula (pearly razorfish), 507 nucleotides long. NCBI's taxonomy places the organism in Eukaryota, Metazoa, Chordata, Actinopteri, Labriformes, Labridae. The record is from the annotation of a GenBank genome assembly.
AUGUGUGCAACGCUGAUAUAUUGUUCUCUGCGUUUGAUUGCGAGUACUCGAUGGAUGUUCUGGGUUAUUGAUUGCUUAUUGCUUGCUAUUAUUACAACGCAUCAAGCCCAAGACUUAACACACUGUGCUUUUUCUGAAGGUGACAGUGGCUACCCCCUCAGGACCUGGCUGAUGACCCCUCUCCACAACCCCCACACUGACCGAGAGCGGAGGUACAACCAUCUCCACUCUCGCUCUCGGUCAGUGGUGGAGAGGGCCAUCGGCCAGUUAAAGGGUCGGUGGCGCUGUCUGGACCGGAGUGGCGGCAUGCUUCUGUAUCGUCCGGAGAAGGUGUGCCGCAUUGUGAUGGCGUGUGGCGUCCUUCACAAUGUGGCACAACUGCACCACAUCCCCAUGGCUGAGCAGCACGUCGCCCCAAAUGAUGAUCCAGCAGCAGACGGAGGGAUGCGAGCUGAUCCCUGCCGGGCCGCCGUCCUCGCGUGGGAGAAUCUCAUCGCCACAAUGUGA